AUGUACUGUCCCUCAGGAGCCGGAGGUCUAAAGGAGGUGGUACUGAAGGUCCCUCUCGCCGUUCUCACUGGCAGUACCGCCACGCUGGUCUGCCAUUAUGAUCUGGAAGGCGACCCUCUCUACACCGUCAAGUGGUAUAAAGGCCGGGAAGAGUUCUUUCGCUAUGUGCCAAAGGAACACCCACACACUCGAGUUUUUGCACUUCCCGGUGUCUUUGUCGAUGUCAGUGAGUCCGGGCCAGAUCGCGUAACGUUGCGUGACGUUCAGAAACAGCUUGCGGGCAGAUACCGUUGCGAGGUAUCAACUGAUGCACCCGACUUCCACACCCAAGUUGUUUCCGCCCAAGUCCAGGUUGUCGAGUUACCAGAAGGGUCACCUUCCGUGGCCGUGGAGAAGAACAGUUACGCUCUGGGAGACAUCCUGAGGGCAAACUGCACAGCACCGUGGGCCGCUUUACCUCUUAAUCUCACAUGGCUUAUAAAUGGCCAUAAGGUGAAUGAGAGCAUCUUACAUACUGUAGACGUGAACGUGACGACCGUAGGGCUGCAGACUGAGGUGAACAAGUUCCAAGGCGGCAAGUUGCGACUACAGUGUCUGGCACAACUGUAUGACGUGUAUAUGACAGUGCAGGAAGUGUGGCUAGACGAGGACAGACCAAGGCUUGCGUCAGUUCUCGGUACAAGGGAAUCUUCCGCUGACAACAAUGGGGGCUGUGGUGGUUACGUGAUGGCCACUUGGACACUGGGGUCUUCCUUAGUUCUGCUUUUAUUGUCUAGCUAG
Molecule: messenger RNA, 780 nt
Organism: Homalodisca vitripennis (glassy-winged sharpshooter)
Lineage: Eukaryota; Metazoa; Arthropoda; Insecta; Hemiptera; Cicadellidae
Exons: 5
Coding region: 1-780 (259 amino acids)
Source: RefSeq, a predicted model, not a curated record